UGUGUUUUCCUUCAGAGGACAACCGGCUGCUCACUGUUCAGGAGGCAGCACGGAGCGUUUCUGGCGCUCCUUUAUGAAAAUGCGUUUCCUCAGAAUCAGUAUUUCCAAACCUGUUGUUUGCUGAGGCCGUUUAAAGCUGUUGAUGUGGAAGUGGAGGUCUGACCAGGCUCUGAAUGAGCAGCAGGUCUGAAGGUGAACAGGACGGGUUUUGAUGUCUCCUCACAGAAUGUCGCACUUCUGUGUCAGAGUCCAUGUAGCUGUCUGAAGGAAGGUGCCAGAUUCCUGAAGGCUUCACAGACUAUCACUAACCCUGACCCAUCCAUUGAAGCUCCUCUGAGUCAAACAGACACCUGGCUGCUAGUUCCAAGUGUGUCUGCUCAGUAGAUUAAACCAGGAGAACAACCCUCCAGUCCAGCUGCAGUCCAGCUGCAGUCCAGCUGCAGUCCAGCUGCAGUCCAGCUGCAGUCCAGCUGCAGUCCAGCUCCAGUCCAGCUCCAGUCCAGCUCCAGUCCAGCUCCAGUCCAGCUCCAGUCCAGCUCCAGUCCAGCUGUCUCCCUGCUCUCUGUAGGAAUGUGUUCAUUCCAUUUCUCUCUCAAAGUUCUUUUUCUAUCGAUCUGGCUCCUCAGACCCACGGGGGCGGAUCCACGGUCUGGACUUGGUCUGGAGGACAGCAGGACGCAGCGGGACAUCUCCUGCAGAGACAACCUGGAGUACAUGGAUGGAAACAUCUGCUGUUUAAACUGUCCAGCUGGUACGUAUGUGAAAUCGGCGUGCACCACAGCGGGAGGGAAGGGGAAGUGUGAGGAAUGCGACUACGGGACGUACACGGAGCACCCCAACGGCCUCAAACAGUGCUUCAAGUGCACACAGUGCCGCUCAGACCAGGAAGUCGUACGGCCGUGUGCUCACACUCAGGAUGCAGAAUGUCGGUGCAGACCUGGGAGGUUCUGUGAUCCUGACCAGGCAUGUGAAGUCUGCAAGAAGUGUUCAAGGUGUGAAAAGGAUGAAGAAGCAGUGAGGAACUGCACUCCUACCAGCAACACAGUGUGCAAGAAAACCCAGCCCAAACCCGGCUCUGCUUCAGUAAGAGCUUCGGUGAUUGCAAUCAUCGUCCUGUCUGUUGCUGCUCCAGCAGUCGGCAUCAUAUGUUUUGCAUACAAGUGGAGACAUAGAAGAGCAGAAUCUCAGAGACCCGAUGGGAUGAAAACUGACCUGCAGUACACCGACAUCCGUCCCCCUGAGGAGAACAGGGACGGAGAAACCCAAAGGCCAAGCAGCACCAAUCUGAUCCUGCCCCGGCCACUGGUGAGAGUCAAAUCCCCAGCCGGUGUGGAGGAUGAGCGUAAAAAGCUGUGUGAAAGCCUCAACAGCUCAGCCAGUAACUCCCAGCACAGCCUAACCGGCCUCGCCUCCUCUGCCUUCCCUUCCCAAGCCAGCCCCAAGAUCCUCCGGCUGCCCGACAGGAGGGAAGAUGAGCAGUUUCCCAAGCUUGUUCCUGUCAAUGGUGAAGAGUCUCUGAGGAAGUGCUUUGAGUACUUUGAAGAAGUCGACGUGGACCAACACAAGAGGUUCUUCCGUAACCUCGGGAUUAACGACAACGUGAUCAAAAGCAAAGAGCACCUUCUUUAUGAGGACAGGAUUCAUGAACUGCUGAAUAUCUGGAUAGAGAGAGUGGGCAGAGAAGCCAGCUUAAACGAUCUGCUGAAAGUUUUGCUGGACAUGAGUCAGAGGCGAACAGCUGAGAAGGUCAAAGAGAACGCUAUUCUUCAUGGUCAUUACCUUUGCGAGUGUUAAUGAGGGUGGAAAUGUUUAAGGAGUCCUUUUGAAAACAUGUUGCCUGAUGAAUAACUGAAGGUCCUUGUUGCUGAAAGCUACUAGUUAGAGGAGCGCUGCACAAGAAGACCAUCUAAAGUGCUCUUUGGGCAUGAAAACCAUGGUUGCCUCUGGAACAUGUGGUUUCCAUGCAUCCUGUUGGGGUUUCUGUUUCAUCAGCACCUCACAAUGCUACCAUACAUGGUGAUCCUUUGGCUGGAGGCUGUUCUGCCAAAGAGAGAGAGUUUUAAUGAGAGGAACCACUAGUAGUGUUGUCUCACGAAGAAGGUCCUCAAACCUUCUUCUAUGUCCUGUACUAGCUGAAGGACAGCCGAAGACUAUAUGUUGAGUAGUUGAUCUAUUCUGCCUAGAACAAGCCUCUGUCCUACACCCAUACAGUGUGUUUGUGCUGCUGUUUCAGUCGGGUUGUGUUACUGUACAGCUGAGAUGGAAAAACAGGCUGUUGUUAAGUCCGACUUUGCUUGAUUACAUCCUUGCUUCCUUUCUCACACUCCAGAAUGACAGCUUCAGUGUGGCUGUUUUCUGUCUGGAGGUGAUUCAUUCCUUUCAGCUACUUAGAAUGCUGUGGAAUAGUGUUUGUCGUCUUCUAUCCUCUACCUGCUGUUCAGAAAAUGAUUUUUACUUUUCACUCUGGAUCUCUACACAGGAUGAUUGAUUCAGUCACUGUUUUUAGACAAUUGUGACAACUGUGUUCCUUCAGUUGUAUUUAUUCAAAUUUAACUCAGGAAUUAACAUCUUAAUGUUUGCACUGAUUACCAAGAAUCCAGAUGUGAAUAUUUAACAAAGGGAUCAGUCUGACCAGUCGAUGAAGUUGUUAUAUCAGAGAACUGGCAGUAAUUUUAUUUAAAUCCAGUGCUCUCUGCCUGACUGUGUUCUCCUGAGCUCUAACAGCCUGAUAACAGAGAUGUGGGUUUUUUUGUUUGCUGUUUAUUUAUUGUUGUAAUCUCCUGGGUGCGUUCUGAUUCUAGUUUCUUGUUACACUUCUGUCAGAAUCCGGUCAUAACAGCCACACCUUGGAGAUGAACCAACCACAUGCUUCCUCGUCUUGUGCUUCUCUGCUUUACAAAUAGGCUAACACGAUGUUACAUAGUGCCUGUUUUUACAUCUUUCUUUAACACGUUUUAUCUGUUGCUUUCUGUCACGUUCAGGUCCUAUACUGUUUGCCAGGCUGUCGCUUUCUUUUGGUCGUUUUCUCAGCAGAAGCUAAAUAGCAGAAGCUAAAUUACAGAAGACCAUAAUAGUCCAACCUGUGUGAACUCAAUAAAGCACCACGCUGCUCUGUUCUCUA
Molecule: messenger RNA, 3121 nt
Organism: Amphiprion ocellaris (clown anemonefish)
Lineage: Eukaryota; Metazoa; Chordata; Actinopteri; Pomacentridae
Gene: hdr
Product: hematopoietic death receptor
Exons: 10
Coding region: 571-1794 (407 amino acids)
Biological process (GO): TRAIL-activated apoptotic signaling pathway; positive regulation of apoptotic process
Cellular component (GO): cell surface; plasma membrane
Molecular function (GO): protein binding
Source: RefSeq, a predicted model, not a curated record